GCCGUAGCGUAGCGGCAGCCAAACGAAUUACAGGUAACAAACAAACAAAAAGUGUCAGAUAUCAGAGUUUGAAGAAGAUGACUGAUUACAUACAGUGUUUUGAAUUAAUUUCAUCUGCGGCGAAACAGUGAAAUGUCUUCGGAUACCGGAAAAUCGCCGCGAAUCGAAGAUUUGAUCUCCUCAGAAGAUGAUACUUUGGGAUCCUCCGUAAGUCUGAGUGUUGGGGAGAAUUCCGUGCGUAUUAAGAAGAAAAGCAAAUCUACCAAAGAAACUGAACAAUUAUUGGCUGAUAAGAGAGAUGUGCAAGAUAAGUGGUGGUUGAAGAGACCUGAAACACGUCUAGAUGUUUUAAGUGCCAAGAAUACAGAUGCAAAGGUGAAACAGUCUCCUACCCCUAUGUCGGAUGUCAGCUCUUCUAUGAAAGAGUUUCUUGAGAAGGAAAAAAUGUGCAAAACAGUGUCAAAGAGCGAAGGAGAACUGAAAGACAAAGAUGAUACUUUAUGCGAUAUACUUGCAUCUGUAGCUUUUGAUAAAUAUCCAUCAGAUUUCGAAAAUGCUACUGAUGAAGAUAUUGGUAGUAUAUUAGAAGAAAUGAGCAAGAUUGCUGGAGCAUUAAGUCCUAAUUCAGGCCCUGAACGUACCAAAUCUGGCGAUUCCAGUAAAAAUCCUACCGAAGAAGAGAAGUCGGUAGAGGAAUUAUUAGAGGAAGCUGAGAAAUUAGUGAGGAAAAACAGUAAUACUUUGUCAAAAAGUAUAUCCAAAUCUGAUACUCUAGUACCGGAAAUUAAUGAAGAUGAAAGCCUAAGUAGAGUAAGACAAUUAGAAGCUGAUAUUUUUCAAUUAAUAGAAAAUGAAGUUCAUAAAGAAACAGAAAAGAUAAAGAGAAGUCCGAAAAAUGAGAAAAAACGGGAAAACAGUCCCGGAAUCGAAAUCGUUUACGAAAGCUUAAGUAAUUUGAGACCACCGAAGACAUUGGAACUUCAAAGAAGAAAAUUUGAGGAACAGAAAGUCGAAAUAUCAAGCAGUUCAGAUUUAGAUGAUCCGAUUGAAAGACAUUCCAAGUCCGAGGAAUUAAAGAGCACAAAGAAAAUGGAGAUGGAGAAGGAGAAUCUGCAGAAGGAAAUCACGGACGUGGACAAGAAUUUUUUCGAAGAUUUGUUGAGAAAAUCCAAGGAAAAGGCGGAAGGCGGGAUAUCUGGAAGCUCUAGUUUUGGACAGGAAGAUUUCUCACACUUCUUAAAGUUGCUUCAAGGACAAAACAUGGACAAAAACGAGCUAGAAUCAAAAGAGUCUAAUGUAGUUUACGAUCUUUUUUUGAAAUCUACCAAUGGCGAACUAUCAACUGUAGAGAAUCAAUUAGUUAAUGGCAAAACCCCGGAGUUUCCGGAAAAAGAAUUUUCUGAGAUAUUAGAAAAGGAAUUAUCAGGCUCUAACAAUGCAAACGUUGAACAUGAAAUUAAUGAAAGUGAUUCUAGUGUUAGCGAAAGACAACGAGCACCUAAAAAACGAACACCUAAUUCUCCAUCAAUUGCAGCAACACUUUUGCAAAGUUCUAAAAAAGAAUCUAAAAAAUCUGUAUCAAAAGACAUAGAAAGAGAAAGCAAUAAAAUUGUAACAGAAGGCAAUAAAAAGUUGGCUAAUUCUGAAAGUGAAUUAUAUACAGUAGGGUUGACACCAAGAUUAGAAUUAUUUGCGGAUGCAAUACCCAAACUUAUGGCUGAAAAAUUAAAUGAAAAUGUGAAAGAGAAUACGGAAAAGGUAGAUUUGGCACAUAAAGAAUCCAUAGAAGUGAAGAUUGAGACAAAAGUGGAAAGUUUGCAUGUCGCUAAAGCAUCCAAAACUUCUAGGAUUGAUCAUCAAGAAGCAUCUGGUAGUGUUUCGAAAAAAGCAAUAGAUCCCUCUAAAACCGAUCGUGUGGUUAGUGCACCGAGCAAUAAACAAUUAAAAAAAGAAAUAAGAUUUUGUAAGUCCAAGAGCUACGAUCAAAUAUGUCAGCCUCCUCUAAGAACAUCUCUUGAAAAUAUCAGAAUUAACAAAGCAUCGGAUGUAUCUAAGAAAUCUGCGAACUCAGUCGUAAGAAAAUCAUCAGUGAUAAAACCAAAAGUGCAAUCCCGAUCAAUUUCCAAAACUAUAACGAAACCUAAUGCAUUUCUAAAACCAAAAAUAGAUUCCGCUAAAGCUGGAUCCACAUCUAAUUUACCAGCUGCGUGCAAAGGAUCUCAAUUGAAAUCGCCCGACAGUUACAGAAAAAAUUUGAUGGCUGCCGGAGAUUCGAAGCAGAUUACAAUGAAACGUGAUUGGGAGAUGUUAUGUCGCGAAGAGAGGCAUAAGAAUUCUCUUCUAAAGCAACAAUUGGAAGCCGAGGCGAAGCUGUACAAAAGUCAAAUCGAAGAGAUGCGUGUGUCCUUCGAGGGUGAACUGUUUGCCUUGAAGAAACAGAAUAUAAUUUUGAAAGCGAGAGUCGACGAACUUUCUCUAAACGAAAGGCUCCAGCCUGAAGUUCCAGCUAAGAACGAUACAAAGAUCGUUCUGCUAGAACAAGAAUUAGAAAAGCAGGAGAACCUAAUCCGCGCUUACGAGACCGAAAACAAGAAAUUGAUGCAAGACACGAAACGUAUGCAAGAGGAGUUGAAGAGUUUGCAGUCUAAGCAGAAGAUCACGGUAGCAGAGGCGAACGAUAUGCAACAGCUCACAGAUCGGGUGAAGGAUCUUCAGGAAGAGACAUUGAAGCUGAAUCUCGAGGUGUCUGAAUUGAGAGAGAAAAAUAGCGAUUGCCUGCUCAAAAAUGACGAUUUGAUUCAACAGAACAGUUUACUCGCGGACGAACUGGAGAUGUUCAAGGAGCAGCUGAGAGCUAAGAACAACUUUAUCACGGAUCGACUGCAAGUGAUGACCACCGCGGAGUUAGAACUGAAGAAACAAAUAGAAGAUAUGAGUAUCAAAUUGAGCUCAAAGUCGGAACAGCUGCGAGUGACGAAGCAGGAAUUGGAGAAGUUUCAGCGAGAUGUAUUGCCUUUGGAAAAGGAACUGUUAGAGCUCAGAGUUAAAGAGGGACAUUUGCAUGAAAAAUUGCAAAUAAGCAAGAGUCAUACCGAGCGCGAGAAGCAGCUGACCCAGAAGCUCAAAGAUCAAGUUAUUCUGGACAAUAAGAAAAUCAUAGAUCUGAAUAGGCAAGUGCGCGAGUUGGAGCGUAUACUUAAACGGAAGAAUCCCGAUUCGGUCUCGGCUCUCAUACUCACCGCCAAUUCGGAGCAGGAGAAGAUUGGUUCCGAGAAAGUAAAACUCCUCGAGGAAAGAAUAGUGAGUCUCGAGAACGAGAUUAAAGCCAAGGAGGAUAUCGCGCAACAAAAUUUAGUUGACCUGCAAAAGAAGUUCUCCGAUAUGAAGGAGAAGUACGCGGCUCAGAUAAUGGAAUUGGAGGGAAAACUAUUGGAAGCUACUACAAAGGAGCACAAAUUGUACAACGAUAUGUUUACCCAGACGAUCAGGCAUAUUGAGAGCAAGAAUAUGGAGACUAACAAGAGAGACGAUAAAGCUUCAGCGAUGGAAGAAAAGAAGGAUCAAAAAGCAAUGAAGGUUGGACCGAAGUCUCAAAAUCCGAAAGAGGACACGCAUCUUAUCGCUACUAUAAGAGGCUUGAAACUGGAAAUCACGAACAAAGAUAAAGCAAUCUCGAAGAUAACUAAGGAGUAUCAGGAAUUACAGAAGACAAACCGGAGAUUGCAGAAGGAACGGGAGAAAUUGUUGAAUGAUCGAAGGAGCUUUAGAAGUAUGGAUUUUGAGAGGGCGUUCCGAGGACUGAAGAACGGCGAAGGAAACGAUCAGAAUUCAAAUGUCUAUCAGAACGGACACGUUUCCGACUCGCAAAGACUGUCACAGUCGACACCAAAGUUAUAUGAUCCGAUGCAGUACACGGAGAACGGCAAAAAUGGAGUUAUCAAGAAAUUAACUAACGAAAACGACAUUUUGAAAGAAGAGCUGAGUAAAAUGAACAAGGACUUCAUGGCUUUAAAGAGCAAGAGGUUGCACGAUUUGAAUCUCUUGCAGGAGGAACACGAACGAGAAAUUGCUACUCUUGUGAAGGAGUACAGUGUCAAAUUCGGAGACUCUAAAGUGGUAAAGUUACAGGGUCAGAUUAAUACUCAGGGGGCGAUCAUAUCACACUUAAAAGAGCAGAUCGAAAAGUUUCAAGACUACAAGGAGCAGGUAGUCGUGCUGAAGGCCGAAAGAGAGCAUCUAGAGAAUAAAGUGAAAACACUGACCGAGAAAAUCAAGUACUUAUCAACGCCGGGAACGGAACAAUUGCAGUUGCUGCAGGAUAAGAUUACGAUUCUCCAGCAACGGCACGAGAGUAGAGAAAUGACCUUGCAAACGUUAAUUCGCGACUUAUUGAGGAACCGAACGCAUUGCAAGGAUUGUAAGAAUGAGAAGGGCAAGAAUCGUCAGCUUUGCUACUUUCGGCAGGAACUCGAUCAUAUUUUAGGGAUGCUACAAGAGAUCGCUAACGUCCAUUGAUAUCGCUGAAUCGAGAAAUUGUCUUUAUCAUCGUACAAUGUCUUUAUUAUCGUACAAAAUCGGACGGUUCUCGAUUCGUAAUCGAAUAUUGUGAUAAUUUUUACAGAAGUAAGACUUGCGAUGUAAUUUUAAAUAAUUCUCGAGAAAGGCAUUAGAUAUAUAGAUAUCAAUAUAGGUGCGUAAACGCGUUUAUCCGCGUUAUAUUUAGCCAAAAUAUUUAGUCGAUCCUUCCGUCGAUUCUUCCAGAAUUUUAAUGUGAGGAUUAUUAAUGUUAUUAAUGCGCAGUCUUCUUUCUCGCAUCCAUGAUACACCGUUCGUUCUGCGAAUUCGUGCCUAUCAGCGUGAGAUUCACGCGUUAUUCGAUAGGCUCGGAUCACUGCCAAAUAAAGGAACAUUAUUGUGAAGUAAUAGUCCAAUAGUCCAACGACGAACGAAUAUACUGUAUUACUUUUCAGAUUUCUAUAUUCGUCGAUUCUCUUGCUGCGCGUGUAAUAUCUUGAAAUAUUGUCUGCUUUAUUAGCAUAAUUAAUUUUUAUUGAAUUAAAAAUUAAUUUUUAGAAUAAUUUUUAGAAUAAUGUAAGAUAUAAGUCAUUGUAAGUCAUCACAUUCUUAAAGAAUUAAGUCAUAUUUUUUACUUAUUUAUUUAUUUAUUGAUUUUCGAAAAAAAUACACAGCUGUUUGUACAACAAUGUACAAUUGCUUCUAAUAACUUCUUUUUCCAUCGAUCUCGCUGUAGUUUAUUUCUUAUAACGAAUUAUAUGAUAUGAUAUAAUUCAAGAGAGAGAAGAGAAAAGAAAGUAAGCAAAAAAAUGAAGAACUUAUUACGUAUAUGACUUUCUAUUUUUGCGUAGAGUGUAUACUGUCUCCUUUUUCUUUUGUUUGUAUUUUCGUUCGAUUGAUCUGUAUCGAUGGUUUCGUUUCUAAUAUAAUAUCAUUUUCGCGUUUGAUUUCAGGUUCUCCGUCCUCUGUUUUUCAAUUGACUUUUUGAACACAUGAUCUUAAACUGUGCCCAUGUCGCUUCUUCAUCGAUGCUUUAAUAAGGCGUUCGUUGUAAUUUGGAUCAAUCGAACAAUUUAUCAUAAAUUUUGCAUUCGUGAUUUGCUAAUUAUCUUGCGGCAACUGCAGUAUCUACACACUUUUUCUCUCUGAUUUCAUAUGCGAAUUCUUUUUUUGUUCUUACGUCCUCGACAUUUUCUUUAGAUCAUAUAUUUUUUCGUCACAUGCUACGAUUUCUUAUUGUCGUUUUUAUAAAAAAUAAGUGGAAUUUGUCCAUUAUUUUAAUUACUUUCUGUUGUGAUUCUUUUGUUUUUUCCCUAUUCCGCGUAUUCUUUUCCAUCACUAUUUUCUGUUUUUUCUUGGAUUUCCCGGAGUUGCUUCGUUAAAAGUAAGUAUAUGUGCGAAGGCAUUCGAGGUCUUAAAAGGAACACUGCCUCGUUUAAGAAAUGUGAGCCUGAAACUCAAAUUAAAAGAUAGAAAGUUGGACAUAAACGUUACGACGACAAUUAUUUUGCACUUUUAGGAUAAAGAUCCUAAAUAUCUGUCCUUUUAGGGCACUUUUACGAUUAGGUUUUUGGUGUUUCAGGCAUGAUCUCGAAUUGUCCCUGUGUCUUCUUCAUUGGUUUGCUUUAUUGAAGUAUAACGAGAAUGAAUUAAAUAUAAAAUAAUUUAUAACUAGAGACCAUAACAGAAUAAUUAAUAAAAUAAUAAGGAAGGAAAGGGAAUUAAAAAAUGAGAGUAGUGAGUUUAACUACGCGACUCUAAUACUAUUUAUUUUCGGACAAAAUAUAUCUUCUUAAAGAUACAUAUAUGACAUUUUUGCGGAAUACAUACACACUGUACAUUAAUAUACAUUAAUAUCUUGAGUAAAUUUGGAAACAUCACAUUGCAAGAAAAGAUUUUCAUUAAUGCAAUAAUAAAAUCGACACACAGAAGCAGGUUCAGAGAGCGGUUAUUAGUGCCAUUUUGGGAAUCAACUAUUUUUUCCUUUUAUCCAACUAUAAAACGUUGCAUCUGCUGUACCAUGUUGUUGCUGAAAGAAUAAU
This is a messenger RNA of Nylanderia fulva, 6557 nucleotides long. RefSeq lists its product as uncharacterized. Gene Ontology annotation, cellular component: centriole; axonemal microtubule. The record is from RefSeq and is a predicted model, not a curated record. NCBI's taxonomy places the organism in Eukaryota, Metazoa, Arthropoda, Insecta, Hymenoptera, Formicidae. Gene Ontology annotation, biological process: cilium assembly.